Molecule: messenger RNA, 846 nt
Organism: Leptonychotes weddellii (Weddell seal)
Lineage: Eukaryota; Metazoa; Chordata; Mammalia; Carnivora; Phocidae
Source: RefSeq, a predicted model, not a curated record
AUGGCCCCAGCAGCAGCCGUGGGGGUCGUGCUGCUUCCGCUGGCCUCGCGGAGCUGGGUCCGCCACGCGAUUCCUCUGGCGGUCCUCUUGCUGCUGCUUCUUUAUCUCUGCGCUUGGAGCUUUCGCGCCCUCUCAGGCUGCAGAUCCGGGACACAGUCGUGCAUUCCCGAGGGAACAUCGCCUGUCCAGGUCCCGCGGCAGUCGGGUCCCCUGGAGGCCCCCGAGGGGGAAGAGCCUCAAUGUGUGGGCCCCCAGGGGGUGGUGGGCCGCGUGAUGUGGCCGUUCCGCGCCAGUCUGGACCCCGAAGGGGAUGUGGCGUUGUCGCAGUACCUAGCCGGAUGGAGGGCGCUGGUCAGGUUCCUAACUCCCCUCGGCUCCAUCUUCGCCUUCGCCACGAGCGAGGCCUUCGCCAAAGUGACAGCUCUCGAGGCUCGGGUGCACGGCCCCGAGGCGGCGCACUACUCCUCGCUGGCGGCCAUGGUGGCGUGGGAGCGGCGGGAGGGACUGCUGGAGCGCCCCGGGAUCGCCCCCCGAGACACCGCCAGCUCCUCGGGCUCACGGAUCCUGCUCUUGCUGCACCGAGCGCUGCGCUGGUCCCAGCUCUGCCUCCACCGGGUGGCGACCGGGACGCUCGGAGGCCCGGACGCCGGCGCGCAGUGCAGCGACGCGUACCGCACGUCCCUGGGCCCGCACCACCCCUGGCUGGUCCGCCAGGCCGCCCGCCUCGCGUUCCUCGCCUUCCCGGGUCGCGACCGCUGGCUCGAGCUGGCGUCUACCCGAGCCGAAAACCGGUGCGUCACCACUCACACCAAGCGGGCGCUCGGCUUGAUAGUGUCUGUUCAUUAA